Messenger RNA from Ahaetulla prasina, 1329 nucleotides. RefSeq names its product tubulin alpha-3 chain-like. Gene Ontology annotation, biological process: microtubule cytoskeleton organization; mitotic cell cycle. Gene Ontology annotation, molecular function: structural constituent of cytoskeleton; GTP binding. Lineage: Eukaryota; Metazoa; Chordata; Lepidosauria; Squamata; Colubridae. The record is from RefSeq and is a predicted model, not a curated record. The coding region runs from base 16 to 1329 and encodes 437 amino acids. Gene Ontology annotation, cellular component: cytoplasm; microtubule. The transcript has 3 exons.
CAGGCUGGGGUCCAAAUGGGGAACGGAUGCUGGGAGCUGUAUUGCCUGGAACACGGAAUUCAGCCGGAUGGGACCAUCCUGAAGACCGACGGGCUGAGCCAAGCCAAUGAUUCCUUUGAGACGUUUUUUUCCAAAACGGGGGCCGGGAAACAUGUCCCCCGAGCUGUGUUUGUAGAUCUGGAACCAACAGUCAUAGACGAAAUCCGCUGUGGGACCUUUCGCUCACUCUUUCACCCGGAACAGCUGAUCAGCGGCAAAGAAGAUGCCGCCAACAAUUAUGCCCGAGGCCACUACACGGUUGGAAAAGAAAUCAUCGACCAAGUACUGGAUAGGAUUCGCAAAAUGACCGAGCAAUGCAACGGCCUCCAAGGUUUUCUGCUCUUCCAUAGCUUCGGAGGAGGCACAGGUUCUGGAUUUACGUCUCUCCUGAUGGAACAACUUUCGGUAAACUUUGGAAAGAAAGCGAAGCUUGAGUUCUCCGUGUAUCCUGCACCGCGGAUUUCGACCGCGGUGGUGGAACCGUACAACUCCAUCCUGACCACUCAUACCACCUUGGAGCACUCAGACUGCUCUUUCAUGGUGGACAACGAAGCCAUCUACGACAUUUGCAACCGAAACCUGGACAUCGAAUAUCCAACCUACACAAACCUGAACCGGCUGAUCGGACAGAUAGUUUCCUCCAUCACCGCUUCCUUGAGAUUCGACGGGGCUCUGAAUGUGGACCUCAACGAAUUCCAGACCAACCUGGUGCCGUACCCCCGCAUCCACUUCCCUUUGACCACGUACGCCCCCAUCAUUUCGGCCGAAAAAGCCUAUCACGAGCAGCUCUCGGUGCCGGAGAUCACCAAUGCCUGCUUUGAAUUUUCCAACCAGAUGGUGAAGUGCGACCCGCGGCGGGGCAAAUACAUGGCGUGUUGCCUCUUGUACCGGGGGGACGUCGUGCCGAAGGACGUCAACGCGGCCAUCGCGGCCAUCAAAACCCGGCGGUCCAUCCAGUUUGUCGACUGGUGCCCGACAGGCUUCAAAGUGGGCAUCAACUACCAACCGCCCACUGUGGUUCCCGGAGGAGACUUGGCUAAAGUUCAGCGGGCCGUCUGCAUGCUCAGCAACACCACGGCGAUCGCCGAGCCCUGGGCCCGUCUGAACCACAAGUUUGACCUGAUGUACGCCAAACGGGCUUUUGUCCACUGGUACGUGGGCGAGGGCAUGGAGGAAGGAGAAUUCGCGGAAGCUCGGGAAGACCUGGCGGCUCUGGAGAAGGAUUACGAAGAAGUCGGAGAAGACACGGCCAGUUAUGGAUCCGACGCCGAAGAUGACCAAGAAUACUGA